Molecule: messenger RNA, 1156 nt
Organism: Psylliodes chrysocephalus
Lineage: Eukaryota; Metazoa; Arthropoda; Insecta; Coleoptera; Chrysomelidae
Source: the annotation of a GenBank genome assembly
GUCCGUUUUUGCUAGUAGUUAAUUCAUAUUUCUUGGUUUUUGUUAAAAUAUUUUUAUUAAAUAAGUAGUUUUUUAAGUUUUGUUCCUAGUUUUUUGUGGUUUAAGUUCAAUUUACUCUAGAUAGUCUGUAGUUUAUAGGGUACUUUUAGCUGAUUAAAAAGAAGCCACGUGCAUUAGCAAAAUGAAUAAGGAAAACGUUCCAAAAACUCCGAAAAGAGUACGUUUUACUUACGAUGACGACCUGGCACUUCUGCGUGAAGUUGUUAACAUAAAUCCACUGAAGGACCUGGAAAAGUGGAAGGAAGUAGGAGAUGUUAUUCAGGCUGUAACUGGCAAGUGUUUUACACUGAGAAGCCUGAAAGAUCACCUGCAUUUAUUGCUGGAAAUUUGGAAAAAAAAAGAUACAACAAAUGUUGGCAAGUCAGGGAUAGAAGAGAUUUACUCUGAAAAAGAUAAUCUACUGCAAGAAGUCGCCGAUAUUUGCAGGGAAUUAAACAUCACAAUGAAAGCUAAAAAACCGAAAAUUUCCCGGAAUGACAAAAUUAUAGUUCUGGGCAAAGAGAGCAGAGCAUCUACAUCAGCAGCUUUUUUUAAAGAAAUUGCUAGCCACGAUGAUAGUUUUGUCAUUGAGGAUGAACAGGAUGAUAACAUAUUUCAAGUAAAUAUGCAUGAUUAUUGCAUCGAAGGCUUCGAAAAUGAAAUAUCUUUAGUUGAUGUAACCAUACCAGAAGAGAAUAAGAAACCUCCAGCUAAUAAUGAGAAUACUGCCCCUACAUGUGAUGCUGCAAAGCCAAACAAACAGAAAAAACCAAAAUUAAGAGCUGUUCGAAAAGAUGCAAUGCAGUUUGUUGAAAAUAGAAAUGCCAAGGAACACGCUAUAAAAAAAAUAGAAUUGGAUUUUCAAGAAAGAAAAUUAAAUUUGGAAGAGAGACGAAUGCAGCUGGAAGAGGAAAGGUUCAAGUUGGAAAAAGAAGAGAGACAAUUUAAAAUGAAACUGGAAACAGAAAAAUUUUUGUAUGAAAAAAAUAGUAAUAACAAUCAGCAAUCUCUUAUAGAGAAACAAAAUAAAAUGAUCGAUUUAUUAAUAAACAAGUUUCAACCUUAUGACUGUUGUUUUCAAAUCCCUAUUUUUACAAAGUUAUCACUUCAACAUUAA